Vavraia culicis subsp. floridensis is the source of this 990-nucleotide messenger RNA. RefSeq lists its product as uncharacterized. NCBI's taxonomy places the organism in Eukaryota, Fungi, Microsporidia, Pleistophoridae. The coding region runs from base 1 to 831 and encodes 276 amino acids. The transcript has a single exon. The record is from RefSeq and is a predicted model, not a curated record.
AUGCACAUGCUUUCAUUUGCUGCGCUAGAAAUCGUAGUUUUAAUGUUGGUUGUUGCAAAUGCUACUGCAUUGAGAAUUAAUAGAGCAAAUAAGUGCGCAGUUGAUGAGCAGAAUAAGAAAGUUGAUGGCAUCGAUAUGGGGUGCCAAACGAGUAUUGCGAACAAUCGUAUCACAGGUGUUGACAAAGGUACAAUGACAGAAGAAGAUUUGAUGGAUGACGUGUUACCAAAUAGUAGUAUGGAUGCUGAUCGAAGGAUGAAAUGUUCAAACGGAUUGGAACGUGGUGCUGGAUUAUCUUUGGGUAGAACGACAUGCGAUAGAUCGUUUUCUGUGCAGCAGAGCCAUCAACACGAUCUAAAGCAUAACCAAGGCAUGGUUGCACACCAUAAUGAUUUGGAUCGAGAUGAAAAAUCUGAUGUAUUUGAACAUGAGGUGUGCACCGCGUAUGAUGCCAAUGAAAGGGGUGAUGAAGUAGUUCAUGGUGCAAAUGAUCAUUCUACGUCACGUGCUUCGAAUGCCAUCCGGUUGAAAGCAAAAGUUGAAAUGUGUCUCGAACGAGUAAAGAAUAUGAUUUUAAACUGUUUUUCGUGCUAUAUGCAGUGGAAGGAAGCUGAUGAUAUAGAAACUGAAAAUUUUAUUGAUGAAUUAAUCCCCGAUGCGGCAGGUUUCGAAGAUGCGGUCGAUCAAGAAUUGGAAGAGCCACAGGAGGGUCUUGGUGAAUCGUUUGUGCGUCUUUUUCAUGAUUACACCACAGCUUCUUCGAAUGAUGAGGAUGGUGAGUUUAUGUUAGAUGAGAAUAAUGAAGGUGAUGUGUAUGAUAUGGACGAAUAAGAUGUGAACGGUGAGUUUAUGCCCGAUGAGAAUGAUCUAAAUCUCCUGGAUCAUAGACAGAACAAUUUUUAUGGUCGGCAGAUGGCGAGGCUAUAGCGGGUAGCACCCAUCAAAAAGGAACGAUUGAUUGAUUUGAGGUGUAACUGAGCUGCUAAUUAA